UCUUCUUUUUCUUCCUCGUCUCUCUUCUGUUGCGAUCUAUCUCUAUCUCUAUCUCUCUCUCUCUCUAACUGCGCGGGGGCGGGUGUGAAACUUUUGGCGGGAAAAUGUCGGGGAAAGGAGCGAAAGGAUUGAUAAUGGGGAAACCUAGCGGUAGCGACAAGGACAAGGACAAGAAGAAACAACCCAUCACCCGCUCUGCUCGAGCUGGUCUUCAGUUCCCAGUAGGUAGGGUGCAUCGACUAUUGAAGACAAGGUCCACUGCUCACGGAAGGGUUGGUGCAACCGCAGCGGUUUACACAGCAGCCAUACUCGAGUAUCUGACCGCAGAAGUUUUGGAGUUGGCUGGUAACGCCAGCAAGGACCUCAAGGUGAAACGUAUCUCCCCAAGGCACUUGCAGCUUGCCAUCCGUGGAGAUGAGGAGCUUGAUACCCUCAUCAAAGGUACUAUUGCUGGUGGUGGUGUCAUCCCUCACAUCCACAAGUCUCUCAUCAACAAAUCCGCCAAGGAAUAGAUUUCUUCUUGCUUUUGCUUCUCAUGUUUCUUUCUUUUUAAGUAUUACGAGAGUCUGUGUGUGUGUGUUUGAUCAAGACGCUAGAGAGAGCCUCUUUUGUUAGGAAUCUCGUUUGUUAUUCUUCCAUUAUCCUCCCUCUACUUUGAUUCCUGUCGAGUUAUCUUAUCUUUAUUCAUAUGUAUUCAGUGAUUAUCUAAAAACCCAUAUUUCUGACUA
Molecule: messenger RNA, 728 nt
Organism: Raphanus sativus (radish)
Lineage: Eukaryota; Viridiplantae; Streptophyta; Magnoliopsida; Brassicales; Brassicaceae
Product: probable histone H2A variant 3
Exons: 2
Coding region: 105-512 (135 amino acids)
Cellular component (GO): nucleosome
Molecular function (GO): structural constituent of chromatin; DNA binding; protein heterodimerization activity
Source: RefSeq, a predicted model, not a curated record